Messenger RNA from Sesamum indicum (sesame), 1943 nucleotides. Its product is annotated as flavonoid 3'-monooxygenase CYP75B137. The record is from RefSeq and is a predicted model, not a curated record. Gene Ontology annotation, molecular function: monooxygenase activity; heme binding; iron ion binding. Lineage: Eukaryota; Viridiplantae; Streptophyta; Magnoliopsida; Lamiales; Pedaliaceae.
UGCGGAUGGAUCACUUCCCUCUAUUUCAUGGGAGGUAUCAUUAGUUUCGGCUGGCAGGCAGGAAGAUCCCUUUGGGCAAAUUCUUAUCACAUGUUCGCACAUACAUUUGUCCUUUUAUCCUGAAAUCUAAUAAUUUAAUUGGCUUCCGUGAUUUCUCUCUAUUAUUUCCCCCCUCCCACCCUCUCUCUCAUUUCUUUGAGCUUCAUUCACUAUGUACACCAAACUAUUCAACACCUUUUCCGAUGCUUGGUCACUUUGGUGGCAGACCGGCAAAAUUACUCAAGAUGGAUUCAUAUUUACUAUUUUCAUUGGUGUGUUCGCUGUGUUAUGGUUUCUUCUAUUGCUCGUUAAGAAACCAAACAAGAAUCCACCGUUGCCGCCAGGUCCUAAGGGCUUGCCGCUUGUCGGCAACCUCCUCGCCCUGGACCCUGAGCUACACACAUACUUCCAAAACCUUGCACAAACCUAUGGCCCGAUCUACACGCUAAAACUCGGCAAAAAGAUCGGUAUUGUGAUAAGCUCCCCGGCCUUAGCGAAGGAAGUGCUUAAGGAUCAAGACACCACAUUCGCCAAUCGAGACGUGCCGGUGGCUGGCAGAGAAGCGACAUAUGGCGGUUUGGACAUCGUCUGGACUCCGUACGGACCCGAAUGGCGGAUGCUGAGGAAAGUCUGCGUGCGGGAAAUGCUUAGCAACAACAGUUUGGAGUCUGUUUACGCCCUCAGGCGGAGAGAACUUCGGCAGGCGAUCAAGUACUUGUACGGCCGAGCUGGAUCGCCUGUUGACAUCGGCGAGCAGAUGUUCUUGGGAGUGCUGAAUGUGAUUACAAGCAUGAUGUGGGGCGGAACCGUGACGGGGGAGGAAAGGGCAGGGCUCGGGGCAGAGUUUAAGCAAGUAGUUGGAGAGAUGACUGAAUUGCUGGGAAUGCCUAAUUUGUCGGAUUUCUAUCCGGGGCUGGAGAGGUUUGAUCUUCAGGGGGUAAAGAAGAAGAUGAAAGGGCUGGCACAGAGAUUUGACAAGAUUUUCGAGACCAUUAUUGAGCAAAGAUUGAAAAUCAAUGGAGAAGUAGCGGGGAGUGGGGAGGAAAGCAAGGAUUUUCUGCAGUUCUUGUUGCAGCUGAAAGACGAGGGAGAUGCCAAGACGCCUUUAACUAUGACUCAUGUGAAAGCUUUACUCAUGGAUAUGGUGGUGGGCGGGACGGACACAACAGCCAACACGAUCGAGUUCGCUUUGGCCGAGAUGAUGAACAAGCCCGAGGUACUGAACAAAGUGCGGCAAGAACUGGAGACAGUAGUAGGCAAAGAUAACAUGGUUGAGGAAACCGAUAUCAACAAGCUCCCAUACUUGUACACUGUGAUGAAAGAAGUGUUGCGGCUGCAUCCAGCCCUUCCGCUCCUCGUCCCUCACUGCCCCAGCACGACGUGCACCGUUGCACGGUACAUGAUUCCAAAGGGUGCUCGUGUUUUCGUCAACGUCUGGGCAAUCCACCGGGAUCCCUCCAUAUGGGAGAACCCUUUGGAGUUUUGUCCUGAAAGAUUUUCGGAUAGCAAAUGGGAUUACAGUGGAAAUGACUUCAAGUACUUCCCGUUCGGGUCCGGACGUAGGAUAUGUGCUGGAACAGCUAUGGCUGAGAGAAUGUUCAUGUAUUCACUUGCUUCGCUGGUUCAUUCUUUCAACUGGAGUUUGCCGGCAGGAGAAAGCCUGGACUUGUCUGAGAAGUUUGGGAUUGUUUUGAAGAAGAAGAUACCAUUGCUUGCAAUUCCAACUCCCAGAUUAUCUAAUCCUAGCCUCUACGAAUAAAGUGCGGUGUAACCUAGGAAAUUCUACCCCAAACAGGAUUAUAUGAUAAGUGUAAUAUAUCUGGCGUGUGAUUGAUGUACAUUUAAAAAAAAAUAAUGAAUCACAUGAUAAAUGAAGCACUUACUGUGUGAUUGGUUUGAUUCAA